This is a messenger RNA of Mesorhabditis belari, 882 nucleotides long. The record is from the annotation of a GenBank genome assembly. Lineage: Eukaryota; Metazoa; Nematoda; Chromadorea; Rhabditida; Rhabditidae.
AUGUGUUUCAGCGAGAUUUUGGGUGAACGGAACAAACGUGUGAUUUUUGGAGUCCCGUUGGCAAGAGGCGAGCUACCGUAUCUCACCUCGUUGGUUUCCCAUUUCCCGCACCAUCGGGGUGAUCAAGGCACGCUUUGUGGUGGCUCGCUUAUCGCUCCCAACAUCGUCCUCACCGCUGCACAUUGUGUUUUCAACGAGCAAACCAGAGCCAAAGCCCUCUCGAUUCGAGUGAUCGUCAACGAUUUUGCCUUGGGGAAAGCGGACAAAUUCGAGCAGGAGUUCGUCACCGAUUCUUUCGAUAUUCAUCCACUAUAUUUAAAGUCCAACUUUGAUCCGAGCUUCGACUUGGCGUUGAUCUAUUUGCCAACAAAGAUCGACGUUUGCAAGGAAUGGCCAUCGAUUAAAAUAGCCCGUCUGCCGAUCGAUCCAAUCACUAAGAAUAUCACUGACGAUCAAUUGAAAAUGGCGGCUUGUUUCCAUUCGGGAUGGGGUGUCACAAAUGAUGGUUCAAAUGCUCCAGUGGCUCAGCGUAUGCGUGUGGUGAACAUCGACUUUCGCGCAAAUCAACACCAACUCGGCGGGCGAACAUUCGAAGUAAAAGGGGCUGCCGGGAGUCGACCAUGCUUUGGAGACUCGGGAGGUCCGGUGUACUGUGAUCUGUCGAAUGGUCGAUAUGUCGUCGGAAUCGCGUCACAAAUCGGCACCACCGAUGAGAAGAAGCCGGUCAACUCGAAUGUCCAGGAGUGCAGCCAAGCGUCAACGCUCGAGGUGGCCGAUCUGCGCUCGCAAACGUACGAGAUCGUGCGAAUGAUCAAAGAAAGAGGCCUCUACGAGGAGUUGCUCGCUUCGUACCAAAUAUGCUUCCCAAAUGGAGCUGGACAA